AUGGCCACCUCCAAGGUGAAAGACACACGCAGUGUCCUCGGCGCGAACCCUCAGCACCUGGGGGAGAAUAUCGUGGAAGAUGUUGCAGCUGCCACCCCCGAAGGAGAGCGUGGCCGAGCCCCCGAGCAGGGCCGACUUCACGCGUGCGCGCGUGCUGGGCACUGUGCACCGGGCGACUCCGCCCUGGAGACCGCCAGGGACCUGGAGCCCCGCUGCCCUGGCUGCAGAAUCAGGUGCAGGAAGUGGACGGAACGAGAGCGGCCGCGCCACGGGCAGGGCGGUGACAGAGGCGGGGACCUCCCUCUGCCCUGGCUCGGGAAGUGCCGGCCGCAGGGAGCGCGCUGUAGGACCUGGACGACCUGGAGGCCUGCGAGGAGGCGGCGCAGGCAGAGGAAGGUGGGGCGCGGCGAAGGGCGUCACCAGUGGUCACCUCCAGACACGCUGCAGACCUGGACACGCCCGGGAAGGCCUAGCGGGUCACCUGGAAGAUUCCGGAGCCCUUCCCCUAGGGAGAAAGGCGCAGUGCAGGAGCCAGGGCCGCAGAGCAGGUCCGGAGCCCGGCGCAGCUCGGCCUGUCGAUCUGCAGGUCGUCGCCGGAGUCGCAGACGUGGGAGCCACGCCACGGCCCCGGAAAGGGCUAAGAGAAGAGACCAGAAGAGCGGGCGAGGAAGGGGAAGGUCACGACACGUUGGUUUCAGCGCAGACAGCCUCCUGUGGACUGAGGGGUCUUCAGGAUUGAGAUCUGCUCUCCCUUCUUGCGAAAUACCCUUCCCCGCAGCUUGGUCUCAGCUAGCCCAGGCUGACCUGGACUCACUUUGGGGGUCCCAGGCUGCUCUGAAACUCACGAUGGCAGUGACCUUGGGAUGACUCAGAAGGCAUCAUGGUGUUG
Messenger RNA from Jaculus jaculus (lesser Egyptian jerboa), 889 nucleotides. RefSeq lists its product as uncharacterized. The record is from RefSeq and is a predicted model, not a curated record. The coding region runs from base 1 to 867 and encodes 288 amino acids. The transcript is spliced from 3 exons. Lineage: Eukaryota; Metazoa; Chordata; Mammalia; Rodentia; Dipodidae.